This is a messenger RNA of Coregonus clupeaformis (lake whitefish), 4925 nucleotides long. Its product is annotated as vinculin. Bases 192 to 3398 code for a protein of 1068 amino acids. Gene Ontology annotation, molecular function: actin filament binding; structural molecule activity. NCBI's taxonomy places the organism in Eukaryota, Metazoa, Chordata, Actinopteri, Salmoniformes, Salmonidae. The record is from RefSeq and is a predicted model, not a curated record. The transcript has 22 exons. Gene Ontology annotation, biological process: cell adhesion. Gene Ontology annotation, cellular component: actin cytoskeleton.
GGAUUCUCUCAUUGAUGGUUGCAAGGGGGUAGUUCAUGUUCCUAGAGAGUGAAACUGUCCUGGGGAAGGAAAGUGUUGGAUUAACCAACUGUUGACUUCAUAAAGGCGCAAACAAGAGAGGGAACUUUUGAAACACCUAACGGUGUCUGCCUUUUUUCUCUUGGAUAGGAGAGCGGACUUAAGUUUUCAUCAUGCCGGUUUUUCACACAAAGACGAUAGAAAGUAUCCUAGAGCCGGUGGCUCAGCAGAUAUCCCAUCUGGUGAUAAUGCACGAAGAAGGUGAGGUAGACGGGAAAGCUAUCCCGGAUCUCACGGCACCGGUGGCUGCGGUGCAGGCGGCUGUGAGCAACCUGGUUCGGGUGGGGAAAGACACUGUCCAGACUACAGAGGACCAGAUAAUGAAGAGAGAUAUGCCUCCAGCUUUCAUCAAGGUGGAGACUGCAUGCACCAAGCUGGUGCAGGCAGCGUCUAUGUUGAAAGCAGACCCUUACUCCGUCCCCGCUCGGGAUUACCUCAUCGACGGCUCCCGGGGCAUCCUCUCUGGCACCUCGGACCUGCUGCUGACCUUCGACGAGGCUGAGGUUCGUAAAAUCAUCCGCGUCUGCAAAGGUAUCCUGGAGUACCUAACCGUGGCAGAGGUGGUGGAAUCAAUGGAGGACCUGAUCACAUACACAAAGAACCUGGGACCAGGGAUGACGAAGAUGGCCAAGAUGAUUGACGAGCGACAGCAGGAGCUGACCCACCAGGAACACCGCGUGAUGCUGGUCAACUCCAUGAACACAGUCAAAGAGCUGCUCCCUGUACUCAUCUCAGGUAUCAAGAUCUUUGUGACGACCAAGACGUCCGGCAGCCAGGGAGUAGAGGAGUCUCUGAAGAACAGGAACUUCACCUUCGAGAAGAUGAGUGCUGAGAUCAACGAGAUCAUUAGGGUGCUGCAGCUCACCUCCUGGGACGAAGACGCCUGGGCCAAUAAGAAGGAUACAGAGGCCAUGAAGAGAGCUCUGGCGCUCAUCGACUCUAAGAUGACCCAGGCCAAGAGCUGGCUGAGAGAUCCCAACGCCCAACAAGGGGAUGCAGGAGAACAGGCCAUCCGUCAGAUCCUGGAUGAGGCUGGGAAGGUGGGAGAGCUGUGUGCUGGGAAGGAGCGGAGGGAUAUCCUGGGCACAGCCAAAACCCUGGGCCAGAUCACUGACCAGGUGUCUGAGAUGAGGGCCAGGGGUCAGGGGGCAUCUCCUGCAGCCAUGCAGAAGGCCCAGCAGGUCUCCCAGGGCCUGGACGUUCUCACGGGAAAGGUGGAGAAUGCAGCCCGGAAAUUGGAGGCCAUGACCAACUCCAAACAGGUCAUCGCCAAGAAGAUCGACGCUGCUCAGAACUGGCUGGCAGACCCCAACGGUGGUCCUGAGGGAGAGGAGAACAUCCGAGCCCUCCUGGCUGAGGCCAAGAAGAUCGCUGACAUGUGUGAAGACCCCAAGGAGAGAGAUGACAUCCUGAGGUCCAUCGGAGAGAUGGCUGCUCUCACCGCCAAGCUCUCUGAGCUCCGGAGACAGGGUAAAGGAGACACUCCGGAGGCCAGGGCAUUGGCCAAGCAGAUAGCCACGGCUCUACAGAACCUGCAGUCUAAGACCAACAAGGCUGUAGCCAACAGCAGGCCUGCAAAGGCAGCAGUCCACCUGGAGGGGAAGAUAGAACAGGCCCAGAGCUGGAUGGAGAACCCUACCAUUGAUGACGGUGGAGUGGGCCAGGCAGCUAUCCGGGGUCUGGUGGCGGAGGGCCAUCGUCUGGCUAACGCCCUGCCAGGUCCCUAUAGACAGGAGCUGCUGGGGAAGUGUGAGCAGGUAGAACAGCUGAUGGCCCAGCUAGCCAACCUGGCCGCCAGGGGCGAGGGGGAGUCGCCACAGGCGCGUGCCGUGGCUCAACAGCUCCAGGAGACCCUGAAGGACCUCAAAGAAAAGAUGCAGGAAGCUAUGACUCACGAGGUGUCGGACAUCUUCAGCGAUACGACCACUCCCAUCAAACUACUGGCUGUAGCCUCCACCGCCCCGCCCGAUGCCCCGAACAGGGACCAGGUGUUUGACGAGAGGGCGGCCAACUUUGAGAACCAUGCCAACAAGCUGGGUGCCACGGCAGAAAAGGCUGCCGCUGUAGGAACAGCUAACAAGAGCACUGUGGAGGGGAUCCAAGCUGCCGUCAAGUCUACAAGGGACCUGACACCACAGGUGGUCUCUGCUGCCCGUAUCCUGCUGAGAAACCCAGGCAACCAGGCUGCUUACGAGCACUUUGAGACCAUGAAGAACCAGUGGAUUGACAACGUGGAGAAAAUGACAGGUUUGGUGGAUGAGGCCAUAGACACCAAGUCUCUGUUGAAUGCCUCUGAGGAGGCCAUUAAGAAAGACCUGGAUAAGUGUCGCGUGGCCAUGGCUAACCACCAGCCCCAGAUGUUAGUGGCCGGGGCCACCAGCAUCGCCCGGCGGGCCAACCGGAUCCUCCUGGUGGCGAAACGAGAGGUGGAGAACUCUGAGGAUCCCAAGUUCAGAGAGAUAGUGAAGGCUGCGUCUGAUGAGCUCAGCCGGACCAUCUCUCCCAUGGUGAUGGACGCCAAGGCUGUGGCUGGGAACAUCACAGAUCCAAGUCUGCAGAAGGGCUUCCUGGACUCAGGCUAUAGGAUCCUGGGUGCCGUUGCCAAGGUGAGAGAUGCCUUCCAGCCACAGGAACCAGACUUCCCACCACCACCUCCUCCUGAUCUGCAUCAGCUGCACGUCAGCGACGAGCCCGCCCCACCCAAACCCCCUCUCCCAGAGGGUGAGGUUCCUCCCCCCAGACCCCCUCCCCCAGAGGAGAAGGACGAGGACUUCCCAGAGCAGGAAGUGGGAGAGAUGGUGAGCGAGCCCAUGAUGAUGGCCGCCAGGCAGCUCCACGAGGAGGCCCGCAAGUGGUCCAGCAAGGGUAACGACAUCAUCGGUGCAGCCAAGAGAAUGGCCUUGCUCAUGGCUGAGAUGUCCCGUCUGGUGCGCGGUGGCAGUGGGAACAAGCGUGCCCUCAUCCAGUGUGCCAAAGACAUCGCCAAGGCCUCAGAUGAGGUCACGAGGCUGGCCAAGGAGGUGGCCAAGCAGUGCACAGACAAACGCAUCCGGACCAACCUGCUCCAGGUGUGUGAGCGGAUCCCCACCAUUAGCACACAGCUCAAGAUCCUCUCCACAGUCAAGGCCACCAUGUUGGGUCGUACCAACAUCAGCGAGGAGGAGUCCGAGCAGGCCACAGAGAUGUUGGUUCACAAUGCCCAGAACCUGAUGCAGUCUGUGAAGGAGACGGUAAGAGAGGCUGAGGCUGCCUCCAUCAAGAUCCGGACGGAUGCAGGCUUCACCCUCCACUGGAUCCGAAAGACCCCCUGGUACCAAUAAGAAGAGACAGGCCAACUGUCCUUUCAACUGUGUCCCAAAUGGCUCUCUAUUCCCUAUGUAGGGAACUACUUUUGACCAGGGCUCAUGUCUUUGGUUAAAAGUAGUGCACUAAAUAGGGAAUACAGUAGGUUGCCAUUUGGGACACAAGUUAUUAUGUUCCUCUGCUCAAGGCCCAGCCUGUUAAGAAGAAGAAAACACCCAGACCCUUUGAGCGAUAGAUUUGACGGACACAUACAUACUAAUUCCAAGCUACUAUGAUUGAAAGCCCUGCCUGGUUGGGGUAAAAAGAGUGAGUUAAUACUGAAUACACUAUUUAUCAGUCGAUGUCAAUCCCAUACCUGCCUGUAAACGGUGACAGUUUUGGUACAAUGUAAAAGAAGGGACUAUCCAAUGCAACUAUAACAUGGUUUAGAAUGAUUCUUACUGGGAAAUUAUUUUGUCUAAUUGUGUAAAAAGUGCAGGGUAUACACUUCCCAGGCAUAUGUAUAUAUAUAUAUUAGAGGUUUGCUUUUCGUAUCCAGUAAGAUUAAAGGAGUACUAUUACCAGUCUCAGUUAAACAUGCAGUAGCCCCAUGGCGAGAAGAAGAUUGGAAUAUUAUUAAGAUUUGUCUUGGAAGACAUUUUUAUAUCUUUAUACCUGUUCUUUAUUUCACCAUUUGCAUUGUGCAGUCAUUCACCGUUGCUAGGAUAAAGCACAUCCAACUCAAUGGGAGUUGGUUCAAGCAGAUCGUUAUGCUGAGCUCUACACGCAAAUAUAUAUUAUUCAGUGGUAUUAUGUCUGUUUACACUAUGCUAUGUUCUAGAAACGGAAAAAUAAACAUUAUUCCUUGUUCCAUAUUUGUAUUAGAUAGUGAGUUGGUUUUUGUAGCAAUGUUUUUUUGUUUGUUUUUUAUUGUCAGGACUGUCAGAGUUUAUUCUAGCCUGGUCCCAGAUCUGUUUGUGCUAUUUGUGCCGGAGUUGGCGUGAUAGCACUAAACAGACUAGCACCAUUUAACUUUUUUAAUAUAUUUUUUUCUGUCUUGGGGUUUAUUAUAUCUGCACUGUUGGAAAACAUAAGGGCUAGCUCUUCAGACAUAUUGCGUAGAGAAUGUCUUAUUAACUUAUAAUGUUCACAACCAUUUAGUGUACAAAAGAGGUGAUGAUUGAAAUUAAAUAUCCAUUAAGAUUACUUGCAUUCAGCUCUGUCAGUUUCAGGACUAGCUUGAUUUUUCACCAUGUUGCAUUGAGAUUACAUGUAGGCCUUAGGUCUGGCGCUCUAUACUUUGUACUUCUCAGUGAAACUAUAGCAAGCCAGUCUCCGUGUUUUAGGCUGACUAGAGGCUAACUAUGCUGUAAUGUUUAAACUGUUUCUUGACGUAACGUGGUGUGCACUGCACGGCCAAUUUUGUGAAAGAUGAAUGAAUGAUAAUUCAAACACUUUGAAGAUGAGGUCUGGGUAUGGGGGAUAAAGACUCUGUGUGGACAAGAUGAAGAAACUGAGACCCUACAAAACAUCUGCGCCUCGUAAUAAAAACACUCUGAUUGCAA